Messenger RNA from Aspergillus glaucus CBS 516.65, 540 nucleotides. Its product is annotated as cell wall mannoprotein 1 family protein. Lineage: Eukaryota; Fungi; Ascomycota; Eurotiomycetes; Eurotiales; Aspergillaceae. Bases 1 to 540 code for a protein of 179 amino acids. The transcript is spliced from 2 exons. The record is from RefSeq and is a predicted model, not a curated record. Gene Ontology annotation, cellular component: extracellular region.
AUGCAGUUCAAGGUCCUCGUCACCCUCCUCCCCCUCCUCGCGGCCGCCGUUCCGCUCUCCUCGUUCAGCGACUCCACGGACCCCAACACCGCCGCCAUCGAGGACAUCCAGGCCCUCAAGAAUGACCUGACCAAGCUCGACAACGCCGUCCAGAAGUACGACGGCCAGCUGGCCUCCGCCAUGCCCCUGAAGGAGGAUGCCACCAACGCCCAGGAGGACGUUGAGAAGGCGAUGAAGGAUUCCAAGGCGAUUACUUCGCUCACCCCCGAGGUGAAGCAGAAGUUGACCUCCGCUAUGCGCGAGUUGAAGCCUGAGGCUGAGAGUGCUUUGCAGCACUUGGUUGAGAAGGAACCCCAAUUCGAGCAGUCCGGCUUGACCCAGCCCAUCGGCAGCAGCCUGCAGGACCUCAAGAGCUCCCUGAGCGAGGUCGAGCAGACCUUCUCGUCCCAGGUCUCUGGCCAGGAGGCCCAGGAGCUCACCAAGGCGUCCAAGGAUAUUGGUGGUGAGCUGGAGAAGGCCAUCAAGGCUUUUUCUGCCUAA